AUGUUUCGUACGAUUUCCAAGUUGGGCAACCCCGCCCUGCGGAAGGUCGCGGCGGCACAGAUUGCCGCCACAAAGGAGGCAGGCACGUACAAGAGCGAGCGCAUCAUCACCUCGAGGCAGUCGGCCAUGAUCAACGUCCAGGCCAGCGACAAGCCCGUUCUGAACUUCUGUGCCAACAACUACCUUGGCCUCGCCGGGAGCCCCGAGGUGGUGGAGGCGGCAAAGGCGGCGCUCGACACGCACGGCUACGGUCUGGCAUCAGUGCGCUUCAUCUGCGGCACCACCGACAUUCACAAGCAGUUGGAGGACACCAUGACGAAGUUUCUUGGCACCGAGGACACCAUUCUCUACCCGAGCUGCUUUGACGCCAACGCCGGUGUCUUUGAGGCUCUGUUAAAUGAGGAGGACGCCAUCAUUUCGGACGCACUAAACCAUGCAAGCAUCAUUGAUGGCGUGCGUCUGUGCAAAGCGGAAAGGCACCGCUACGCCCACAUGAACAUGGCGGAGCUUGAAACCGCCCUUCAGAAGACGCAGGGUAAGCGCAUUCGCCUUAUUGUGACCGAUGGCGUCUUCUCCAUGGACGGUGACGUUGCGCCGCUGGACAAGAUUGUGACCCUUGCCGAGAAGUAUAAUGCAAACAUCAUGGUCGACGACUCCCACGCCACAGGGUUCAUGGGGGAGGGUGGCCGCGGCACGCCGACGCUGUUUGGUGUCGUGGACAAGAUUGACAUCGUUAACACGACCCUGGGAAAGGCACUUGGUGGCGCCAGCGGUGGCCUGUCGUCGGGUUCCAAAGAAAUUGUUGAGCUCCAGCGCCAGAAGGGUCGUCCGUACCUGUUCUCCAACACGAUUGCCCCCGCUGCGGUUGGCGGUUCGCUGAAGGUAAUGGAGCUUCUGCAACGCUCAUCCUCUGCGCAGAAGAGGCUGCAAGAGAACACGCGGCUCUUCCGCACCGAGAUGAAGAAGGCUGGCCUAACUCUCAGUGGACACGAGGAGUGCCCUAUCGUCCCUGUGAUGCUAUACGAUGCCCGCAUCGCCGGUGAGUUUGCCUCCCGGAUGAUGUCGCAAGGCAUUUACGUCAUUGCCUUCAGCUACCCGGUCGUGCCAAAGGGCCAGGCUCGCAUCCGCGUGCAGCUUUCCGCGGCGCACAGCACCGAGGAUGUGAUGCGUGCCGUUGAUGCAUUCAAGGUGAUCAAGAAGGAGCUCAACAUGUAG
Trypanosoma rangeli is the source of this 1215-nucleotide messenger RNA. RefSeq names its product putative 2-amino-3-ketobutyrate coenzyme A ligase. NCBI's taxonomy places the organism in Eukaryota, Euglenozoa, Kinetoplastea, Trypanosomatida, Trypanosomatidae. Bases 1 to 1215 code for a protein of 404 amino acids. Gene Ontology annotation, biological process: L-threonine catabolic process; biosynthetic process. The transcript has a single exon. The record is from RefSeq and is a predicted model, not a curated record. Gene Ontology annotation, molecular function: pyridoxal phosphate binding; glycine C-acetyltransferase activity.